Yarrowia lipolytica CLIB122 is the source of this 687-nucleotide messenger RNA. RefSeq lists its product as uncharacterized. The record is from RefSeq and is a predicted model, not a curated record. NCBI's taxonomy places the organism in Eukaryota, Fungi, Ascomycota, Dipodascomycetes, Dipodascales. Gene Ontology annotation, molecular function: protein binding.
AUGGAAACCAAAGAAUACCCUCUCCAGGUGGCUGCGCGGGACGGCGACUUGGCCACAGUGAAGGAGAUUCUGUCACGUGACCCCAAGCAGGUGAACCUGGUGGAUUCGGACGGCCGAAGCGCUCUGCUGUGGGCGGUGUCCAUGGGCCACAAGAAUAUUGUGGAGUGGAUUCUGGACAACCAAAAGCCUGCUGACAUUGACCAGACCGACGCUAGUGGCUGGACCGUUGUUCACAUUGCCUCCUCCACCGGAAACAUUGACAUGCUGCAGCUUGUUCUGCCUCUGGAUCCCGAUGUCAACGAGAAGGCCAAUGGAGGACAGACUCCUUUGCAUCUUGCUGUGGGCAAGAACCGAAUCGAUGCCGUGCGACUGUUGCUAGAUCAUGGAGCCAAGCCCUCAGUUCGAACAAAGGACGGCCAGGGCCAGAUUCCGCUCGUUCGAGCUGCUGCCAACGGCUCCAUGGUCAUGGUCAAGACUCUGCUUGAGAACGGGUCGCCUCUGUCCACCACCGACAUCAACGGCUGGACCGCUCUGCAUCACGCCAUGGCCGAGGGCCAGGGUGACGUUGCUGUCUAUCUCAUCCAGCAGGGUGCUUCCGCGGAGGCUGUGGACAGCGACAACAAGACCCCCUUUGAUGUUGCUGUCGACACCAAGGUUCUGGAAUACGUCAAGUCUCAGCUCGCCUAG